AUGUCCAAAACGGGAAGCAGGAAAACCUGUGUCCUUUGUGUUUUGCUUGCAUUUCAGAUCACCUUCUACGAAGGCAAGAAUUUCCAGGGCCGCCGCUAUGAGUCUGACAGAGAUUGUUUGGACUUCCACACUGACCUGAGUCGUUGCAAUUCCAUUCGUGUGGAGGGGGGUGCCUGGGUUGUUUAUGAGCGGCCGAAUUUUGCUGGAAACAUGUAUGUACUGACCCAUGGGGAGUACCCUGAAUACCAGCGCUGGAUGGGCCUGAAUGACCGUGUCAGCUCAUGCAAGUCCAUUCAGUUAUCCAGUGGAGGCAAGUACCAGAUCCAGCUCUUUGAGAAGGGUGACUUUAGUGGCCAGAUGAAUGAAUUUACAGAGGACUGCCCCUCUCUCAUGGAGCAGUUUCACUUCCGGGAAAUCCACUCCUGCAAAGUCAUGGAUGGGGCCUGGGUUUUCUAUGAACACCCCAACUUCCGCGGUCGGCAGUAUCUUCUGGAGAGAGGGGAAUACAGUAAGCCUAUGGAGUGGGGGGCUGCCUCCCCAGUGGUCCAGUCCUUCCGCCGUAUUAUGGAGUAGACAGCAGCAUGAAGUCUGACA
Molecule: messenger RNA, 594 nt
Organism: Varanus komodoensis (Komodo dragon)
Lineage: Eukaryota; Metazoa; Chordata; Lepidosauria; Squamata; Varanidae
Gene: CRYGS
Product: crystallin gamma S
Exons: 3
Coding region: 1-573 (190 amino acids)
Biological process (GO): visual perception; lens development in camera-type eye
Molecular function (GO): structural constituent of eye lens
Source: RefSeq, a predicted model, not a curated record